AUGGGUUCUCAACCUCAGUCCCACAGGCAUCUUUACAUCCUCGACACCGACCUGUCACAGCCCCAGCCGCGAUGUGGUCGCAUCCUGUCAUGCCUGGCCGACGGCAGCGACAGGCAAACAGUCAUAGAUAACAUAACCACAAUGCCGGACGGGAUCACAAUCGACCACGAGAACGGCCACAUGUACUGGACAAACAUGGGCCGCAGCCUCAAGACACAAGGCGGCUCCAUCGAGCGGGCAGACCUCGACGGCUCCAACCGCAAGGUCAUCGUCCCGCCCGGGUCGCUCGGCGUCUUCACGCCCAAGCAGAUCACCAUCGCCAGGCGGAGCCGGAAGCUGUACUGGUGCGACAGGGAGGGCAUGAAGGUGAUGCGCGCCAACCUCGACGGCUCGGGCGCCGAGGUGCUCGUCUCGGCGGGGGACUCGGACGAGGACGGGCGCGACCAGCGCAGGUGGUGCGUCGGGGUCGCGGUCGACGAGCGGCGCGGGUUCUUCUACUGGACGCAGAAGGGGCCCUCCAAGGGCGAGCAGGGCCGCAUACUCCGGGCGCCGGUCGAGGGCCCGCCGGGGUUCUUCCCGGACAGGCGGUGGGACGUGCAGGUCGUCUUCGACAAGCUGCCUGAGCCGAUCGACCUCGAGAUGGACGAGGAGUCGCAGACGCUGUACUGGACGGACCGGGGGGAUCCCCCGGACGGCAACUCGCUCAACAGGGCUGCUAUUGGCAUGGGUGGGGUGCCGCAGGUCUUGGCGACGAGGUUGCAUGAGACUAUCGGGCUGGCGUUGGAUAGGGAGGAGGAUGUAGCAUAUGUGACGGACCUAGCGGGGGGUGUUUACGCGAUUGAUAUUAAGACGAGGACGAAGAAGGUCUUGUUCCCGGAGUUGGGAGAUCUUACAGGCAUUGCAUUGGUUUGA
Messenger RNA from Diaporthe citri, 912 nucleotides. RefSeq lists its product as uncharacterized. Lineage: Eukaryota; Fungi; Ascomycota; Sordariomycetes; Diaporthales; Diaporthaceae. Bases 1 to 912 code for a protein of 303 amino acids. The record is from RefSeq and is a predicted model, not a curated record. The transcript has a single exon.